AUGGCCAAAUGCAUUGAGAACAACACCAUUGAAAUAGUUCCGUAUGAGUGUCCACCACUCCAGAACAUAACAUGUUCCAAUGGAAAGAAACCUGUUCUUGCAUAUGAUGAGUACUACUGCUGCCAACAUUAUGUUUGUGACUGUGUAUGCGAAGGCUGGGGAGAUCCUCAUUACAUCACAUUUGAUGGUUUAUACUACAGUUACCAAGGAAACUGUACUUAUGUUUUGAUGGAGGAGAUCACACCAAAAUUCAAUCUAAAGAUAUAUAUUGACAAUGUAUUUUGUGAUCCCACUGAAGAUGUUUCUUGUCCAAGAUCAUUAACUAUAGAAUAUGGAUUUAAAAUUGUCACUCUCAUCAAUCAUAACCUUGUUGGAGCUCCACAACUAGAGGCAUUAGAAAAUGGUGAAAAACUGAAACUACCUCAUUCAAAAGAUGGGAUUAAGAUCAUGAGUUCUGGGAUUAACUUGGUUUAUGAGAUCCCUCGCCUAAAAGUUGUAAUUACAUUUGGAAUGACUGGCUUUAGUGUCAACCUUCCAUAUCAGAACUUUGGAGGCAACACAGAGGGUCAUUGUGGAACAUGCACCAACAAUCAGGCUGAUGACUGCAGGCUGCCGACAGGCGAACUGGUGGGAAAUUGUGCAGUGAUGGCAGACUAUUGGCCAGCGGGUAACAUUUAUCAACCCAACUGCCCAACACCACCUUCAGUACCCACUGAUGUACCUGAGUCACCAUUAGAACCAACUCCAUGCAAGCCAGACUCCAUUUGCGAUAUGAUUAAGGAAAGUGUUUUUGCAGAAUGUCACCCCUUCGUUUCACCAGACAAUUUCUACAAAGGUUGUGUUUUUGAUAGCUGCCACGUUUUGAAUCCUACAGUAGAGUGCACAAGUUUGCAGACUUAUGCUGCUGCCUGUGCUCAGGCUGGAAUUUGCAUCCACUGGAGAAACCACACCAAAAUCUGCGCUAACGACUGCCCAUCUGACAAGGUAUAUAAGCCUUGUGGUCCUGUAGAACAGCCAACUUGUGAAGACAAUCCAGAGGAAACAACCCUAAAUUUUACUACUGAGGGCUGCUUCUGCCCUGAAGGAAUGAAACUCUUCAACAAAGAAUCAGGAAUAUGUGUUAAGAAGUGUGGAUGUCUUGAUCCAGAGGGUAAUUCCCGCGAGUUUAACGAGAAGUUUGAGUACAAAUGCCAGGACUGCAUUUGUGAUAAGCCGACCAAAACUGUGAUUUGCAAACCUAAGACAUGCCCGGUACAACCCAGUGCACUCUGCACAGAUCCAGGGUUUGUUGCUGUGAACCAAACAAAUCCUGCGGAUCCCUGCUGCUUUACCUAUGUUUGUCAAUGCCAAAUCAACACGUGCCCAGUAAACUCUAAGAGCUGUCCAGUUGGAUACAGGCCAGUCCUCAGUGUUCCUGAAGGAAAAUGUUGUCCAGAAUAUUCAUGUGAGCCUAAACGAGUUUGUGUCCAUAAGGAUGUUGAAUACCAGCCUGGUUCCUCAGUUCCUGCGAAUCCAUGCCAGGAAUGUAUCUGCACCAACGAAGUCGACCCAAAAUCGGAUCUGUUUAAAGUAGUGUGCGAGUUUCCGUUAUGUGAUGAGACCUGUGACAUGGGAUAUGGUUAUGUAGAAACUACCUCUGAUGAAUGCUGUGGAAAGUGUGUACAGAACCAAUGUGUCCUGAACCUUAAUGGCACCAAGCAACUCUUAAAGGAAGGAGAAACCUGGUCACCACCUGAAAACAUGUGUGAGCGCUACACCUGUAUGAGGACUGGUGACACACUUACAGCCCUAAGUUCACUCACCAUCUGUCCAUCUUUCCAAGAGAGUAACUGCCAACCUGACACAAUUCAAACUGCAGCAAAUGGCUGCUGUAAAAUCUGUGUGGAGAAAGAUAAAGCCUGCAAGAUAGUGAACAUGAAAACUCGCGUUACACGGGACGGCUGUCAGUCUGAACAGGAGGUGGAUAUGCCAUACUGUGAAGGAUCUUGCAAUACGUUCACCAAGUACUCUGAAGCUGCCGCUGCUAUGGAACAUUCCUGCUCUUGCUGUAGGGAAACCCGAUCCAGUAAUCGCACCGUUGAUUUGCUGUGCUUGGAUGGAAGCAGGUUCACCCACACCUACAUGCAUGUGGAGGAGUGUGGCUGUGGCCAUACUGAGUGCACCACAACUGCAGGGCUACGUGCUCGCAGAAAGCGCAGCUCAACACUGCUGUAA
Messenger RNA from Cyprinodon variegatus (sheepshead minnow), 2214 nucleotides. Its product is annotated as intestinal mucin-like protein. Gene Ontology annotation, cellular component: extracellular matrix. The coding region runs from base 1 to 2214 and encodes 737 amino acids. Gene Ontology annotation, molecular function: protein binding. NCBI's taxonomy places the organism in Eukaryota, Metazoa, Chordata, Actinopteri, Cyprinodontiformes, Cyprinodontidae. The transcript is spliced from 17 exons. The record is from RefSeq and is a predicted model, not a curated record.